AUGACCAACGUCUUCGGUGUUCAGGUCUUCUUCAUCGUCUUCCGAGAAUGCCUCGAGGCUGUCAUCAUCAUCUCGGUGCUGCUGUCCUUCUUGAAGCAGAGUCUCGGCCAACCGUCCCAGGACCAAUCCAUCUAUAAGCGCCUCCGACGACAAGUAUGGGUAGGGUCGUUAUUAGGCAUUCUCAUAGCGCUGAUCAUUGGGGGUGCCUUUAUCGGUGUCUUCUAUGGCCUGGGCCAUGAUCUGUGGGCCGAGUCCGAGGAUCUGUGGGAAGGCAUCUUCUAUCUCAUUGCCAGCAUCAUCAUCACCAUCAUGGGCUUGGCCAUCCUGCGCAUCAACAAGACCAAGGAGAAGUGGCGGGUCAAGAUUGCACAAGCCCUCGUGGCCAAGACCAAAUACACCGACACGGCGUCGAGGUUGGGCGAAUGGGGUCGACGAUAUGCCAUGUUCAUUCUGCCCUUCAUCACCACCCUCCGUGAGGGCCUCGAAGGCGUGGUCUUUGUCGGCGGCGUCUCGCUCGGGUUACCCGCGACCGCCUUCCCCAUCCCCGUUAUCACCGGUAUCCUCGCUGGCCUGCUCGUCGGCUGGCUUAUCUACCGCGGCGGCAACUAUAUGACCAUCCAGUACUUCCUGAUCGCCUCCACCUGCGUGCUCUACCUCAUUGCUGCCGGCAUGUUCUCCAAAGCCAUCUGGAGUCUGCAAUUCUACAAGUUCGCGCAGAAGGUUGGCGGUGAUGUUGCCGAGUCAGGUGAUGGUCCGGGAUCAUACAACAUUGACCAGACGGUGUGGCAUGUCAACUGCUGCAACCCGGAGCGAGACAACGGUUGGGAUGUCUUCAAUGCCAUCCUCGGCUGGCAAAACACUGCGACCUACGGCUCCGUCAUCUCCUACAAUGUCUACUGGAUCUUCAUCAUGGUGGCCAUCACCUGUAUGCUGUACGAGGAGCGCACGGGAGCCCUUCCUCUCGAGAAGCCCUUCCUCCGCUUCCUCGCCAAGAUUCCCGGCUUCAGAAGCUUCGCGACACGCCAUCUGACCAAACUAUCCGCGCCCAAGCAAGAUGCCGGACAAGUCGUCGCUCAGGUGCAGAGUCACACGUUCACUCAGGCCCUCCAGAGACCUUUGAGCACGAAGUAG
Fonsecaea nubica is the source of this 1131-nucleotide messenger RNA. RefSeq lists its product as hypothetical. Gene Ontology annotation, molecular function: ferrous iron transmembrane transporter activity. Gene Ontology annotation, cellular component: plasma membrane; high-affinity iron permease complex. Lineage: Eukaryota; Fungi; Ascomycota; Eurotiomycetes; Chaetothyriales; Herpotrichiellaceae. The coding region runs from base 1 to 1131 and encodes 376 amino acids. Gene Ontology annotation, biological process: iron ion transmembrane transport. The record is from RefSeq and is a predicted model, not a curated record. The transcript has a single exon.